Messenger RNA from Mesorhabditis belari, 870 nucleotides. Lineage: Eukaryota; Metazoa; Nematoda; Chromadorea; Rhabditida; Rhabditidae. The record is from the annotation of a GenBank genome assembly.
AUGUUCCUCCAUAUUUCAAUCCUCCAAAUCUUUCUCAUUUCCCAAGUCAAAUCUUCCGAUGAAUGCACUGUAACAUAUCAACUCGAUGAAAAUAAUCCAAUUUUUGCUUUUCCUGUCGAUUUCUUUUGGACUGACGGAAAACUUAAUGGCACCCUGAUUUGCUUAAAAACUUGUGCAGACUGUGAUCUUUUCUUUGAUGUCACGAGGUUUUGCAUUCUUCCACCGGAUAACGAUUCUCCAAAUUGUCCACCAGAAAUGGGACUGAGAAUCAAUGGAGAAAUGGUGAAAGUAUCCGAUUGCAAAACAGAGGUUCCUUACUCUGAUUUUGGUUUGCGAACACUUCUUGAAAGAUGUACAAUGGAGUUGAAAGGAGAUCAACACUUUGAUUGGCUUCAGAUGAUAAAGAUCCGACUGGAUCUUUAUCAUCUUUAUGGAUCCUCAUUUGCUGUCCGAGUCAAACAAUGGAUUGAUCCCAAUUACGAUUAUCAAUUGGAAGCAAUGAAUAUGCGAUCAUCUAUGGACAUCAGUGCAAUCAAUAUCACUUAUCCGAAAUCUCCCCGUCCGAUUUAUGUAAUUCUUCCACUGCAAAUCAAUCAAUGCAAUGAACUCAACGAUCUUCGCUCUGAUGACCCGGACUGUUCGUAUGAUUUAUUCAUCGGAAUGCCACCGGGAAAGACUUCAGACGGUGUUGAUCGAAGAUUGUGCCAUUACGAAGACAAGAAUUCACCAUUUGCUACAACAUCCACACUUCGAUUCUCUAAUUUCCUUGAAUCCUCCCUUUACAAUAUCCUCAUUCCACCAAAUUGUUCCCCUCAUCUAUCAAUCGAAAAAGCAACUAUUCCAAGGCUCCUCACUCUAUCUUGUUGGAUG